Molecule: messenger RNA, 1173 nt
Organism: Urocitellus parryii (Arctic ground squirrel)
Lineage: Eukaryota; Metazoa; Chordata; Mammalia; Rodentia; Sciuridae
Gene: Catip
Product: ciliogenesis associated TTC17 interacting protein
Biological process (GO): cilium organization; actin filament polymerization
Source: RefSeq, a predicted model, not a curated record
AUGUCUUCCAAAGUUCAGUCCUCAGUCCCCAAAGGCAAGGACCACCGGCCCUCAGGCCAGGAGCGUCAGCCUCUCCCAGAGGCCAACGCUGAAGCCAUCGACUUCCUCAACUCCCUCCAGCCCGAGGAGCUGCCGAUGCUCUUCUUCUCUGAGACUCUGGCCAUGGUCUCCGACACCGGGGAGCCUCGGGGAGAACUGACCAUCGAGGUGCAGAGAGGGAAAUACAAGGACGAAAUGAGCAUCAUGUCCCAGUGCGUCCUCGUGCACGCCUUUAGCCAUGGCCUCCUGGAUAAAACCGUCUGUGGAAACUCGCUCCUGGGCUAUCUCUCCCAGACUUUGGAGACCAUGGAACAACAUAGUCGAGAGUUCAUCAAGUUCCUCAUCCUCCCCAUGGAACACAAGAUGAGUUUGCUGAAGCAGAAUGACCAGCUGGCCAUGACCAGAAGCAUCAAGGAGGGUGAGGAAGUGAAGACUGGUGUGGCCUUCUUCCCCUCGCACUCAAUUACUGGCUUCAUCUCCGAAGCUGCCAACCUGGUGCUGUUGAGGUUGAUGGCUCGAAGGCAGAAGGUCCCUCAAAACGCCCGCUUCCUGGCCUUGGACACUGAGGGCAAACUCUGCAACUCCACCUAUCGAGCCCUGGGCUUCCAGAACAUCCAGGUGGGCCACCAGCAGUCCGAGGUGUUCAUUGUGGAGCACACCGUGCACUCGAACGAGGGUAUCCCCAUGUCCUGGCAGUUCUACAUGCUCUGUGAUGGGCACCUGGCUAAGAGGAUCCAGGUGGGCUCCCCUGGGUACUGCAUCAUCACCAAGAUGCCCAUCUUGAGGAAGGAGGAUGUCGUAGAGCCAAAGCCUGUGUUUGAGAAGAAACCCCUGGAGUGGCAGGAGGACCUGGAGCUCUACUCUAAGUUCCUGGAGCGGAAGGAGGAGCUGCGCCUGAGCCACGCCAGCUACCUGCGGCAGCACCCCGAGGCGCAGGCGCUCGUCUCCGACUUCCUGCUCUUCCUGCUGCUGCGCCAGCCCCAGGACGUGGUCACCUUCGCCGCCGAGUACUUCGGCCCUUUCGCGGCGAACCGCCCGCCCUCACCGCCCUUGCGCUCCUCCCACAGGCCCAGCCCCUUCCGCUCGCCGGACCCGGGGGACGCCGCGGGCUCGGGGGCGGGCUGGGCGCCCUAG